AUUGGUUCUUGAAAAGGAACAGUAUAAAGCUAUCAUCUCAUGCAUCCUAAGAUCAUAUUAUUCACCAGGAACAUUUACUGUACUUGUAAUAAUGUAGGAUUUUGUAUUCACUGGUACUGUGGUUGCAUUUCAGAUUCAGAUAUCUUUAACCUUACUGUAAAGGAGGUGUCAACCAAAACUGCAUAUCUACAAUGGAGUCACCAAGUCAGUGGAGCCAUCAAUUACACAGUGUCUGUAGUGGGAGAACCUUCCUUAUUGCUGUAUGUAACAUCAAGAGAAGUUUAUCUGGAGAAUCUGACACCUGGAAACUACUACACGGUUUUCAUAACAGCAAAUAAUAGUCAAUCACAGAGUAUAUUGUUUAAUACAAAACCUGCAGAAGUCAAGAACCUGACAUUUAGCACCAACACCCGAUCUGUGUCUCUGAAUUGGAAACCACCAGAGGGAAACACAAGUUUUUAUCUGGUUCAGGUCCAGGAAAAUUCGACCUUCAGUAAAAAUGUAACGUCAACUUCCAUUACAAUUGAAGAUUUAAUUCCUGGGAAUUAUUACACAUUCCUGGUAUCUGCUUUUGUUAAUGCAACUACCCAGGGAAACAGCACAUCCAUUACAAUAAUAUUAAUGCCUAGCAUAGUCAAUAACCUGAAAAUAUUGAAAGUCACCACCAGAUCUGUGUCUCUAAGCUGGGAACCACCUGAGGGAAACACAAGUUCUUAUCUGAUACAAAUCCAGGGAAAUUCAACUUUUAGUAAAAUUGUAAAUUCAACUUCUGUUACAAUUGAAGAUCUGAUACCCGGGAAUUAUUACACAUUCCUGGUCUCUGCUCUUGCUGGCAAAACUGAUCUACAGGGGGAGAGCAGUAAUAUAUCUACAUAUACAGAACCUUCCUAUGUAACUAUCCUUGAGGUCUUUAAAGUAAACAGCACCUCACUGUACGUGAGUUGGCUCCUUUCAGAAGGCAACAGAAGUUCUUAUCUGGUAGAAGUUUCAGGAGAUCUACCUCAGAGUUUCAAUGUGGGCUCAGAAUCAGUGACUAUCACAAACCUGACCAGUGGGAGCCAGUACACAGUGAGGAUUUCUGCAGUUGGAGAGAACAACUUAAGAGGGAGUAGCAGUGAGAUUUCAGUACUAUUGUCAGAAAUCCUCAGCUCUACAGACAUUUCCACUACAUCUGUGCUCCUAGUUUGGGAAGCUUUACCAUAUAAGGGCAUUUCCUACACAAUCAAUUUGUAUGAAAUUGAAACAAACAUGACAAUUGUGAACUAUACAGCUGUAUUUAUUGAGGAUCUGACACCGGGGAAUCUCUAUAGAAUUCAGAUUUCAGCAUAUCAAGGAAAUAACUUAUUGUAUGGUUACGGAAGUGAGAUCUUCUUGUACACAAGACCGGAAGUGGUCAGGGAUGUUCAGGCUGGGAAUGUGUCAACUAGUUCUGUUGAUUUAAGAUGGAUCCCUCCUCUUGGUAACUUCAGCUUCUAUAACAUUGAGGUCACUGGAGAUUUUACUCAGGUCCUGCAGGCAAACUCAGAGUCGUUGUCUAUUCAAAACCUAACACCUGGAAACAAAUACACAAUCAAAAUCUUUGCUGUUGCUGGGAAAGAUGUACUUGGAACUUCUUAUGAAAUCGUCAUCUUUACAAAACCUGAUGAAGUUACAAACCUUGCCGUAUUCACCAUCCCAACCAGAUCGGUAUCUCUGACCUGGGAACUGCUUAAGGGAAAUGCAAGUUCUUAUCUCAUCCAAAUCCAGGAAAACUCAACAUUUAGUAAAACUGUGACUUCAACUUCUGUUACAAUUGAAGAUCUGACACCUGGGAAUUAUUACACAUUCAUAGUCUCUGCUAUUGUUGGUGACAAUAAUUUACAAGGGAACAGCAAUGUCAUAUCCACUUAUACAAAGCCCGCAGAAGUCAAUAAUCUGAACACAUUCAAUGUCACCAUACAUUCUGUGUCUCUGAGCUGGGAACCACCUGAAGGAAAAGCAAAUUCUUAUCUGAUCCAAAUCCAGGGAAAUUCAACUUUCAACAAAACAGUGACUUCAACUUCAGUUACAAUUGUAGAUCUUAAUCCUGGGAAUUAUUACACAUUCCUGGUCUCUGCUCUGGCUGGUGAUAUUAAUAUACAGGGAAACAGCAGAGAUAUAUCAGCAUACACAAAACCUGGAGAAGUUGCAAACCUUACUGUAUUCAACAUCACCACCAGAUCUGUGUCUCUAAGCUGGGAACCCCCUGAGGGAAAUGUAAGUUCUUAUCUGAUCCAAAUCCAGGGAAAUUCAACAUUUAAUAAAACAGUGACAUCUGCUUCUGGUACAAUUGAAGAUCUGACCCCUGGAAAUUAUUACACGUUCUUGGUCUCUGCUGUUGUUGGUGUUACUAAUGUACAAGGGGAAAGUAUCAUCAUAUCCACCUACACAGAACCUGGUGAAGUCAAGAACCUAACCACAUUCAACAUCGCUACCAGAUCUGUGUCUCUGAUCUGGGAACCACCUGAAGGAAAUGUAAGCUCUUAUCUAAUCCAAAUCCAGGGAAAUGUAACAUUCAGCAAGACUGUGGCUUCAGCUUUAUUUACAAUUGGAGAUCUAACGCCUGGGAGUUAUUACACAUUCUUAGUCUCUGCUCUUGUUGGUGAAGAUAAUAUACAGGGGAAGAACAAAUACAUAUCUACAUAUACAGAACCUGAAAAAGUCAGGAACCUGAACACAUUCAAUAUCACUACCAGAUCUGUAUCUCUAAGCUGGGGAGCACCUGAGGGAAAUGCAAGUUCUUAUCUAAUCCAAAUCCAGGGAAAUUCAACAUUCAGUAAAUAUGUGACUUCACUCUCUGCUUCAGUUGAUGAUCUGACACCUGGGAAUUAUUACACAUUCCUGGUCUCAGUCCUUGUUGGCGAAAAGAAUAUACAGGGGGGAAGCAGUGAUAUUUCUAGCUACACAAAUCCAGGUGUAAUCAAGAACCUGAUCAAAUUCAACAUUACCACCAGAUCUGUAUCUCUGAGCUGGGAGCCACCUACAGGAAACGCACGUUCUUAUCUGAUCCAAAUCCAGGAAAAUUCAACAUUUAGUAAAAUUGUCACUUCACCUUCUGUUACCAUUGAAGAUCUGACACCUGGGAAUUAUUAUACAUUCCUGGUCUCUGCUCUUGUUGGUGACAGUAACAUACAAGGAGAGAGCAGUGCUAUAUCAACAUACACAAAACCUGGAGUGGUCAAGAACCUUGUUGUAUUUAACAUCACCACCAAAUCUGUGUCUCUGAGCUGGGAACCACCUGAAGGAAACUCAAGUUCUUUUCUGUCCCAAAUCCAAGGAAAUGCAACUUAUAAUAAAACUGUGAUUUUUUCUUCUGUUACAAUUGAAGACUUGACUCCAGGGAAUUAUUACACAUUUCUCAUCUCUGCUCUUGUUGGUGAAGAUAAAAUACAAGGGGGGAGCAGUUAUAUAUCUACCUACACAAAACCUGCAGAAGUCAAGAACCUGAUCACAUUAAACAUCACCACCAGAUCUGUGUCUUUGAGUUGGGAACCACCUGAGGGAAACACAAGUUCUUAUGUGAUUCAAAUCCAAGGAAACUCAACAUUUAAUAAAACUGUGACUUCAACUUAUGUAACAGUUACAGAUCUGACACCUGGGAAUUAUUACAUAUUCCUGGUCUCUACCCUUGUUGGGGAAGAGCAAGGGAAGUUUAGUGAUGUAUCUGCUUAUACAAAGCCUGGAGUAGUCACGGACCUGUCUGUGCUCAGCAUCACCAACAAAUCUGUGUCUUUGAGCUGGAGGUCACCUGAGGGAAACUCAAGUUCGUAUAGGAUCCAAACCCUAGGAAAUCCAUCAUUUAAUAUGACUGUGAAUUCAACCUAUGCUAUAGUUGAAGGUCUUAUACCUGGGAAUUUUUAUACAUUCCUGGUCUCUGCCCUUAUUGAUGACGCUAAUGUACAGCAGGGUGAGAGAAGUAUCAUAUCUUCCUAUACGGAACUUGGUGAAGUAAAUAAUAUGAUCACAUUCAAUAUCUCAACCAGUUCUGUGUCUCUAAGCUGGGACGCACCUGAGGGAAAUGCAAGCUCUUACCUGAUUCAAAUAGAUAAUUCUUCUUUCACUGAGAUUGUGACUUCAACUUCUGUCACAAUUAAAAACUUGACUCCUGGGAACUAUUACACAUUCAUGGUCACUUCCCUUUUUGGAGAAAAUAUUUUACAGGGGGGAAGAAAUAACAUAUCUGCAUAUACAAAUCCUGGGAAAUUAAAAAACUUAAGCACACUGAACAUCACCACAAGUUCUGUGUUGCUGAGCUGGGAACCACCAGAGGGGAAUGCACAUUAUUAUGUUAUUCAAAUCCAGGCUAAUUCAUCAUUCAGCAAAACUGUGAAUUCAACCUCUGUUACAAUAAAAGAUUUGAUACCUGGAAAUUAUUUCAUAUUUAUAGUCUCUGCUAUCGUUGGUGAGAACGUACAGGGAGAGAGCAGUAGUAUAUCUCUCUAUACAAAACCAGGUAAAAUCCAGGACCUGAUAACAUUCAACAUAACAACAACAACUGUGUCUCUAAGCUGGAAAGCUCCUGAGGGAAACACAAGUUCUUAUUUGAUCCAAAUCCAGGGAAAUUUAACAUUUAAUAAAACUGUAACUUCUGCUCCUGUUACAAUUGAAGAUCUGAUGCCUGGAAAUGAUUACACAUUCCUGGUCUCUGCUCUUGUUGAUGAUGCUAAUGUUCAGGGGGAGAGCAGUGAUGUAUCAACCUAUACAAAUCCAGGUGUAAUCAAGAACCUGAUCAAAUUCAACAUUACCACCAGAUCUGUAUCUCUGAGCUGGGAGCCACCUACAGGAAACACAAGUUCUUAUCUGAUCCAAAUCCAGGAAAAUUCAACAUUUAGUAAAAUUGUCACUUCAGCUUCUGUUACCAUUGAAGAUCUGACACCUGGGAAUUAUUAUACAUUCCUGGUCUCUGCUCUUGUUGGUGACAGUAACAUACAAGGAGAGAGCAGUGCUAUAUCAACAUACACAAAACCUGAAAAAGUGAAGAAUAUUGGCACAUUCAAUAUGACCACCACAUCGAUUUCUCUACACUGGGAACCACCAGAUGGAAACGCAAGUUCUUAUAUUAUCAAAAUCCAGGGAAAUACCACUUUCAGUAAAAAUGUGACUUCUACUUCUGUUACAAUUGAAGACCUAAUUCCUGGGAUGUAUUACACAUUCCUGGUCUCUGCUCUUGUUGAUGAAUAUAAUGUACAGGGGAGCAGCCAAAUCAUAGCCACCUACACAGAACCUGGAAAAGUAAUUCACUUAACAAUACUUAACAUCACUACACGUUCUGUAUCUCUGAGCUGGGAACCACCUGAAGGCAACGUAAGUUCUUAUCUGAUUCAAAUCCAGGAAAACUCAACUUUCAAUAAAAUUUUGUCAUCAACUUCUGUUACAAUUGAAGAUCUAACACCUGGGAAUUAUUACACAUUCCUGGUCACUGCUCUUGUUGGUGAAAAUAAUAUACAGGGGAAGAGCAGCUCCAUAUCUAUCUAUACAAUACCUGGAGAGAUCAAGGAUCUUGCAUCUUCUACUAUCACCACCACGACUAUAUCUCUUUCAUGGCAGCCACCAGAAGGAAAGGUCACUUCGUAUCGUAUAAAUAUGACUGAAAAUCCAUCAUUUAAUAUAAUAGCUUCUUCACCAUUUGUGACAAUUGAAGAUCUGAUUCCUGGGAAUUAUUACACAUUCCUGGUUACUGCUGAGCUUAACGAUUUAGUAGGAGAAAGUAUUUCUAUCUCUCUAUAUACAAGACCUGCCAAUGUGACCAUCCGUGAUGUCUCUAAAGUAAACAGCACUUCACUAUAUGUGAGUUGGCUCCUUUCCAAAGGCAACAGAAGUUCUUAUUUCAUAGAAGUUUUAGGAGAUCCAUCACAGAGUUUCAGUGAGGGGUCAGAAUCAAUGACUAUCACAAACCUAACCAGUGGGAGCCAGUACACUGUGAGGGUCUCUGCAGUUGCUGGAGAGAAUGACUUAAGAGGGAGCAGUAGUGAGAUUUCUGUUUUAUUGUCAGAAAUCCUCAGCUCUACAGACAUCUCCACAAGGUCUGUGUUCCUGGUAUGGGAGGCUUUAGUAGGUAUGGACAUUUCCUACAGAAUCUCUGUGUUUGGAUCCCAGCCAAACAUGACAAAUGAGAACUCUACCGCUGUACGCAUUUAUGAUUUGACACCAGGGAAUUUCUAUACAAUUCAGCUUUCAGGAUAUCAAGGAAAUAAUAUAUUGUAUGGUUAUGGAAGUGAGAUUUCCUUGUAUACAAGACCUGAGAUGGUCAGAGAUGUCCAACUUGGAAAUGUAUCUAUCAACUCUUUUGACUUGAGCUGGCUGCCACCUGAUGGUAACCACAGUUUUUAUGAGAUUGAGGUGUCAGGGGAUUUAAAUCAGAUCCUGAACACAACAUCAGAGUCACUGCACAUUAAAAACCUGACACCAGGGAACAAAUACACAAUCAAGAUUAGGACAGUUACUGGAAAUAAUGUGCAAGGAGAUGCUCAUGAAACCAUUGCUUUUACCAAACCUGCAGAAGUCAAGAACCUGAUCACAUUAAACAUCACCACCAGAUCUGUGUCUUUGAGUUGGCAACCACCUGAGGGAAACACAAGUUCUUAUGUGAUUCAAAUCAAAGGAAACUCAACAUUUAAUAAAACUGUGGCUUCAACUUAUGUAACAGUUACAGAUCUGACACCUGGGAAUUAUUACAUAUUCCUGGUCUCUGCCCUUGUUGGAGAAGAGCAAGGGAAGUUUAGUGAUGUAUCUGCUUAUACAAAGCCUGGAGUAGUCACGGACCUGUCUGUGCUCAGCAUCACCAACAAAUCUGUGUCUUUGAGCUGGAAGUCACCUGAGGGAAACUCAAGUUCGUAUAGGAUCCAAACCCUAGGAAAUCCAACAUUUAAUAUGACUGUGAAUUCAACCUAUGCUAUAGUUGAAGGUCUUAUACCUGGGAAUUUUUAUACAUUCCUGGUCUCUGCCCUUAUUGAUGACGCUAAUGUACAGCAGGGUGAGAGAAGUAGCAUAUCUUCCUAUACGGAACUUGGUGAAGUAAAUAAUAUGAUCACAUUCAAUAUCUCAACCAGUUCUGUGUCUCUAAGCUGGGACGCACCUGAGGGAAAUGCAAGCUCUUACCUGAUUCAAAUAGAUAAUUCUUCUUUCACUGAGAUUGUGACUUCAACUUCUGUCACAAUUAAAAACUUGACUCCUGGGAACUAUUACACAUUCAUGGUCACUUCACUUUCUGGAGAAAAUAUUUUACAGGGGGGAAGAAAUAACAUAUCUGCAUAUACAAAACCUGGAGUGGUCAAGAACCUUGUUGUAUUUAACAUCACCACCAAAUCUGUGUCUCUGAGCUGGGAACCACCUGAAGGAAACUCAAGUUCUUUUCUGUCCCAAAUCCAAGGAAAUGCAAUUUAUAAUAAAACUGUGAUUUCUUCUUCUGUUACAAUUGAAGACUUGACUCCAGGGAAUUAUUACACAUUUCUCAUCUCUGCCCUUGUUGGUGAAGAUAACAUACAAGGGGGGAGCAGUUAUAUCUCUACCUACACAAAACCUGCAGAAGUCAAGAACCUGAUCACAUUAAACAUCACCACCAGAUCUGUGUCUUUGAGUUGGGAACCACCUGAGGGAAACACAAGUUCUUAUGUGAUUCAAAUCCAAGGAAACUCAACAUUUAAUAAAACUGUGACUUCAACUUAUGUAACAGUUACAGAUCUGACACCUGGGAAUUAUUACAUAUUCCUGGUCUCUACCCUUGUUGGAGAAGAGCAAGGGAAGUUUAGUGAUGUAUCUGCUUAUACAAAGCCUGGAGUAGUCACGGACCUGUCUGUGCUCAGCAUCACCAACAAAUCUGUGUCUUUGAGCUGGAGGUCACCUGAGGGAAACUCAAGUUCGUAUAUGAUCCAAACCCUAGGACAUCCAACAUUUAAUAUGACUGUGAAUUCAACCUAUGCUAUAGUUGAAGGUCUUAUACCUGGGAAUUUUUAUACAUUCCUGGUCUCUGCCCUUGUUGAUGACUCUAAUGUACAGCAGGGUGAGAGAAGUAGCAUAUCUUCCUAUACGGAACUUGGUGAAGUAAAUAAUAUGAUCACAUUCAAUAUCUCAACCAGUUCUGUGUCUCUAAGCUGGGACGCACCUGAGGGAAAUGCAAGCUCUUACCUGAUUCAAAUAGAUAAUUCUUCUUUCACUGAGAUUGUGACUUCAACUUCUGUCACAAUUAAAAACUUGACUCCUGGGAACUAUUACACAUUCAUGGUCACUUCCCUUUCUGGAGAAAAUAUUUUACAGGGGGGAAGAAAUAACAUAUCUGCAUAUACAAAUCCUGGGAAAUUAAAAAACUUAAGCACACUGAACAUCACCACAAGUUCUGUGUUGCUGAGCUGGGAACCACCAGAGGGGAAUGCACAUUAUUAUGUUAUUCAAAUCCAGGCUAAUUCAUCAUUCAGCAAAACUGUGAAUUCAACCUCUGUUACAAUAAAAGAUUUGAUACCUGGAAAUUAUUUCAUAUUCAUAGUCUCUGCUAUCGUUGGUGAGAACGUACAGGGAGAGAGCAGUAGUAUAUCUCUCUAUACAAAACCAGGUAAAAUCCAGGACCUGAUAACAUUCAACAUAACAACAACAUCUGUGUCUCUAAGCUGGAAACCUCCUGAGGGAAACACAAGUUCUUAUUUGAUCCAAAUCCAGGGAAAUUUAACAUUUAAUAAAACUGUAACUUCUGCUCCUGUUACAAUUGAAGAUCUGAUGCCUGGAAAUGAUUACACAUUCCUGGUCUCUGCUCUUGUUGAUGACGCUAAUGUUCAGGGGGAGAUCAGUGAUGUAUCAACCUAUACAAAACCUGGAGCAGUCAAGAACCUUGUUGUAUUUAACAUCACCACCAAAUCUGUGUCUCUGAGCUGGGAACCACCUGAAGGAAACUCAAGUUCUUUUCUGUCCCAAAUCCAAGGAAAUGCAACUUAUAAUAAAACUGUGAUUUCUUCUUCUGUUACAAUUGAAGACUUGACUCCAGGGAAUUAUUACACAUUUCUCAUCUCUGCCCUUGUUGGUGAAGAUAACAUACAAGGGGGGAGCAGUUAUAUCUCUACCUACACAAAACCUGCAGAAGUCAAGAACCUGAUCACAUUAAACAUCACCACCAGAUCUGUGUCUUUGAGUUGGGAACCACCUGAGGGAAACACAAGUUCUUAUGUGAUUCAAAUCCAAGGAAAUUCAACAUUUAAUAAAACUGUGACUUCAACUUAUGUAACAGUUACAGAUCUGACACCUGGGAAUUAUUACAUAUUCCUGGUCUCUGCCCUUGUUGUAGAAGAGCAAGGGAAGUUUAGUGAUGUAUCUGCUUAUACAAAGCCUGGAGUAGUCACGGACCUGUCUGUGCUCAGCAUCACCAACAAAUCUGUGUCUUUGAGCUGGAAGUCACCUGAGGGAAACUCAAGUUCGUAUAGGAUCCAAACCCUAGGAAAUCCAACAUUUAAUAUGACUGUGAAUUCAACCUAUGCUAUAGUUGAAGGUCUUAUACCUGGGAAUUUUUAUACAUUCCUGGUCUCUGCCCUUAUUGAUGACGCUAAUGUACAGCAGGGUGAGAGAAGUAUCAUAUCUUCCUAUACGGAACUUGGUGAAGUAAAUAAUAUGAUCACAUUCAAUAUCUCAACCAGUUCUGUGUCUCUAAGCUGGGACGCACCUGAGGGAAAUGCAAGCUCUUACCUGAUUCAAAUAGAUAAUUCUUCUUUCACUGAGAUUGUGACUUCAACUUCUGUCACAAUUAAAAACUUGACUCCUGGGAACUAUUACACAUUCAUGGUCACUUCACUUUCUGGAGAAAAUAUUUUACAGGGGGGAAGAAAUAACAUAUCUGCAUAUACAAAUCCUGGGAAAUUAAAAAACUUAAGCACACUGAACAUCACCACAAGUUCUGUGUUGCUGAGGUGGGAACCACCAGAGGGGAAUGCACAUUAUUAUGUUAUUCAAAUCCAGGCUAAUUCAUCAUUCAGCAAAACUGUGAAUUCAACCUCUGUUACAAUAAAAGAUUUGAUACCUGGAAAUUAUUUCAUAUUCAUAGUCUCUGCUAUCGUUGGUGAGAACGUACAGGGAGAGAGCAGUAGUAUAUCUCUCUAUACAAAACCAGGUAAAAUACAGGACCUGAUAACAUUCAACAUAACAACAACAUCUGUAUCUCUAAACUGGAAACCUCCUGAGGGAAACACAAGUUCUUAUUUGAUCCAAAUCCAGGGAAAUUUAACAUUUAAUAAAACUGUAACUUCUGCUCCUGUUACAAUUGAAGAUCUGAUGCCUGGAAAUGAUUACACAUUCCUGGUCUCUGCUCUUGUUGAUGAUGCUAAUGUUCAGGGGGAGAUCAGUGAUGUAUCAACCUAUACAAAACCUGGAGCGGUCAAGAACCUUGUUGUAUUUAACAUCGCCACCAAAUCUGUGUCUCUGAGCUGGGAACCACCUGAAGGAAACUCAAGUUCUUUUCUGUCCCAAAUCCAAGGAAAUGCAAUUUAUAAUAAAACUGUGAUUUCUUCUUCUGUUACAAUUGAAGACUUGACUCCAGGGAAUUAUUACACAUUUCUCAUCUCUGCCCUUGUUGGUGAAGAUAACAUACAAGGGGGGAGCAGUUAUAUAUCUACCUACACAAAACCUGCAGAAGUCAAGAACCUGAUCACAUUAAACAUCACCACCAGAUCUGUGUCUUUGAGUUGGGAACCACCUGAGGGAAACACAAGUUCUUAUGUGAUUCAAAUCCAAGGAAACUCAACAUUUAAUAAAACUGUGACUUCAACUUAUGUAACAGUUACAGAUCUGACACCUGGGAAUUAUUACAUAUUCCUGGUCUCUGCCCUUGUUGGAGAAGAGCAAGGGAAGUUUAGUGAUGUAUCUGCUUAUACAAAGCCUGGAGUAGUCACGGACCUGUCUGUGCUCAGCAUCACCAACAAAUCUGUGUCUUUGAGCUGGAGGUCACCUGAGGGAAACUCAAGUUCGUAUAGGAUCCAAACCCUAGGAAAUCCAACAUUUAAUAUGACUGUGAAUUCAACCUAUGCUAUAGUUGAAGGUCUUAUACCUGGGAAUUUUUAUACAUUCCUGGUCUCUGCCCUUGUUGAUGACGCUAAUGUACAGCAGGGUGAGAGAAGUAUCAUAUCUUCCUAUACGGAACUUGGCGAAGUAAAUAAUAUGAUCACAUUCAAUAUCUCAACCAGUUCUGUGUCUCUAAGCUGGGACGCACCUGAGGGAAAUGCAAGCUCUUACCUGAUUCAAAUAGAUAAUUCUUCUUUCACUGAGAUUGUGACUUCAACUUCUGUCACAAUUAAAAACUUAACUCCUGGGAACUAUUACACAUUCAUGGUCACUUCCCUUUUUGGAGAAAAUAUUUUACAGGGGGGAAGAAAUAACAUAUCUGCAUAUACAAAUCCUGGGAAAUUAAAAAACUUAAGCACACUGAAGAUCACCACAAGUUCUGUGUUGCUGAGCUGGGAACCACCGGAGGGGAAUGCACAUUAUUAUGUUAUUCAAAUCCAGGCUAAUUCAUCAUUCAGCAAAACUGUGAAUUCAACCUCUGUUACAAUAAAAGAUUUGAUACCUGGAAAUUAUUUCAUAUUCAUAGUCUCUGCUAUCGUUGGUGAGAACGUACGGGGAGAGAGCAGUAGUGUAUCUCUCUAUACAAAACCAGGUAAAAUACAGGACCUGAUAACAUUCAACAUAACAACAACAUCUGUGUCUCUAAGCUGGAAACCUCCUGAGGGAAACACAAGUUCUUAUUUGAUCCAAAUCCAGGGAAAUUUAACAUUUAAUAAAACUGUAACUUCUGCUCCUGUUACAAUUGAAGAUCUGACGUCUGGAAAUGAUUACACAUUCCUGGUCUCUGCUCUUGUUGAUGAUGCUAAUGUUCAGGGGGAGAUCAGUGAUGUAUCAACCUAUACAAAUCCAGGUGUUAUCAAGAACCUGAUCAAAUUCAACAUUACCACCAGAUCUGUAUCUCUGAGCUGGGAGCCACCUACAGGAAACACAAGUUCUUAUCUGAUCCAAAUCCAGGAAAAUUCAACAUUUAGUAAAAUUGUCACUUCAGCUUCUGUUACCAUUGAAGAUCUGACACCUGGGAAUUAUUAUACAUUCCUGGUCUCUGCUCUUGUUGGUGACAGUAACAUACAAGGAGAGAGCAGUGCUAUAUCAACAUACACAAAACCUGAAAAAGUGAAAAAUAUUGGCACAUUCAAUAUUACCACCACAUCGAUUUCUCUGCACUGGGAACCACCAGAUGGAAACGCAAGUUCUUAUAUUAUCAAAAUCCAGGGAAAUACCACUUUCAGUAAAAAUGUGACUUCUACUUCUGUUACAAUUGAAGACCUAACUCCUGGGAUUUAUUACACAUUCCUGGUCUCUGCUUUUGUUGAUGAAUAUAAUGUACAGGGGAGCAGCCAAAUCAUAGCCACCUACACAGAACCUGGAAAAGUAAUUCACUUAACAGUACUUAACAUCACUACACGUUCUGUAUCUCUGAGCUGGGAACCACCUGAAGGCAACGUAAGUUCUUAUCUGAUCCAAAUCCAGGAAAACUCAACUUUCAAUAAAAUUUUGUCAUCAACUUCUGUUACAAUUGAAGAUCUAACACCUGGGAAUUAUUACACAUUCCUGGUCACUGCUCUUGUUGGUGAAAAUAAUAUACAGGGGAAGAGCAGCUCCAUAUCUAUCUAUACAAUACCUGGAGAGAUCAAGGAUCUUGCAUCUUUCACGAUCACCACCACGACUAUAUCUCUUUCAUGGCAGCCACCAGAAGGAAAGGUCACUUCGUAUCGUAUAAAUAUGACUGAAAAUCCAUCAUUUAAUAUAAUAGCUUCUUCACCAUUUGUGACAAUUGAAGAUCUGAUUCCUGGGAAUUAUUACACAUUCCUGGUUACUGCUGAGCUUAACGAUUUAGUAGGAGAAAGUAUUUCUAUCUCUCUAUAUACAAGACCUGCCAAUGUGACCAUCCGUGAUGUCUCUAAAGUAAACAGCACUUCACUAUAUGUGAGUUGGCUCCUUUCCAAAGGCAACAGAAGUUCUUAUUUCAUAGAAGUUUUAGGAGAUCCACCACAGAGUUUCAGUGAGGGGUCAGAAUCAAUGACUAUCACAAACCUAACCAGUGGGAGCCAGUACACUGUGAGGGUCUCUGCAGUUGCUGGAGAGAAUGACUUAAGAGGGAGCAGCAGUGAGAUUUCUGUUUUGUUGUCAGAAAUCCUCAGCUCUACAGACAUCUCCACAAGGUCUGUGUUCCUGGUAUGGGAGGCUUUAGUAGGUAUGGACAUUUCCUACAGAAUCUCUGUGUUUGGAUCCCAGCCAAACAUGACAAAUGAGAACUCUACCGCUGUACGCAUUUAUGAUUUGACACCAGGGAAUUUCUAUACAAUUCAGCUUUCAGGAUAUCAAGGAAAUAAUAUAUUGUAUGGUUAUGGAAGUGAGAUUUCCUUGUAUACAAGACCUGAGAUGGUCAGAGAUGUCCAACUUGGAAAUGUAUCUAUCAACUCUUUUGACUUGAGCUGGCUGCCACCUGAUGGUAACCGCAGUUUUUAUGAGAUUGAGGUGUCAGGGGAUUUAAAUCAGAUCCUGAACACAACAUCAGAGUCACUGCACAUUAAAAACCUGACACCAGGGAACAAAUACACAAUCAAGAUCAGGACAGUUACUGGAAAUAAUGUGCAAGGAGAUGCUUAUGAAACCAUUGCUUUUACCAAACCUGAAGAGGUGAAUAACCUAUUUGUGCUCAAUACCUCCACCAAUUCUGUGUCUCUGAGCUGGGAUCCACCUGUGGGAAAUGCAAGUUUUUAUCUUAUCCAGAUCCAGGGAAAUUCUACAUUCAGUAUAAAUGUGACUUCAACAUCUCUUACAAUUAAAGACCUGACACCUGGGAAUUAUUACACAUUCCUGGUCUCUGCUCUUGUUGAUGCAAAUAAUGUACAGGGGAACAGCAAAUUCAUAUCUACAUAUACAAAACCUGAAGAGGUGAAUAACCUAUUUGUGCUCAAUACCUCCACCAAUUCUGUGUCUCUGAGCUGGGAUCCACCUGUGGGAAAUGCAAGUUCUUAUCUGAUCCAAAUCCAAGAAGAUUCAACAUUCAAUAAAAUUGUGACUUCAACAUCUCUUACAAUUAAAGACCUGACACCUGGGAAUUAUUACACAUUCCUGGUCUCUGCUCUUGUUGAUAAAGCUAAUGUACAGGGGAACAGCAAAUUCAUAUCUACAUAUACAAAAACUGAAGAAAUCAAAAGCCUUAGCAUAAUCAACAUCACCACAAGUUCUGUAUCUCUAAACUGGGAACCACCUAUAGGAAAUUCAAGUUCUUAUCUGAUCAAAAUACAGGAAAACCCCUAUUUUAAUAAAAUCGUACCUUCAACUUCUUUUACUAUCGAAGAUCUGAUACCUGGGAAUUACUACACAUUUCUAGUAUCUGCUCUUGUUGGUGAUUCUCAUGUGCAGAGUAACAGCAAGGUCAUAUCUACAUACACAAAACCCGGAGAAGUCCAAAACCUGACUGUGUUCAGCAUUACCACCAGAUCUGUGUCUCUGAUCUGGAGAGCACCUGAGGGAAACACAGGUUCUUAUUUGAUCCAAAUUCAGGGAAAUAAAACAUUCAAUAGCACUGUGACUUCAGCGUCUGCUACCAUUGAAAAUCUGAUCCCUGGAAAUUAUUACACAUUUAUGGUGUCUGUACUUGUUGGCGAAGAUAACAUACAGGGGAUCAGUAGAGAUAUAUCUACCUACACACAACCUGGGGAGGUCAAGACGAUUAUAAUAGUCAACAUCACCACCAGAUCUGUAGCUCUGAGCUGGGAACCUCCUGAGGGAAACACAAGUUCUUAUUUGAUCCAAAUCAAGGGAAAUUCAACAUUUAAUAAAACUGUUACUUUACCUUCAAUCACAAUUGAAGAUCUCAUACCUGGGAAUUAUUACACAUUCCUGGUGUCUGUGCUUGCUGGUGAAGAUAGUAUACAGGGGACGAGCAGCAGCAUAUCUACCUACACACAUCCUGGUGAGGUCAAGAACCUCAAAACACUCAACAUCACCACUAAUUCUGUAACAUUGAACUGGGAACCACCUGAUGGAAAUAUGAGUUUAUAUCUAAUACAAAUCCAAGGAAAUUCAACUUUUAAUAAAACUGUAGUUUCAACAUCUGUAACAAUUGAAGAUCUGACGCCUGGAAAUUAUUACACAUUCCUGGUUUCUGCUCUUGUUGGUGAAGAUAAUGUACAGGGAAGAAGCAAAUAUAUAUCCACUUACACAAAACCUGGAAAAGUCAAAACCCUAACAGUAUUCAACAUCACCAGCAAAUCUUUGACUCUGAGCUGGGAACCACCUGAGGGAAACACAAGUUAUUAUUUGAUACAAAUUCAGGAAAAUGCAACAUUUACUAAAACUGUGACUUCUGCUUCUGUUGCAAUUGAAGAGCUGACACCUGGGAACUAUUACACAUUCAUGGUCUUUGCAAUAGUUGGAGACACUAAAGUCCAGGGGAUAAGCAAUGAUAUAUCUGUCUAUACAAAACCUGGAGAAGUCAUGAACCUCACUAUAUCCAACAUGACCACCAGAUCCCUGUAUCUGAGCUGGGAACCACCUGAAGGAAAUGCAAGUUCUUACCUGAUCCAACUGCAGGGAAAUUCAACAUUCUAUAAAACAGUGACUCUAACUUCUCUUUCGAUUGAAGAUCUGACACCUGGGAAUUAUUACACAUUCCUGGUCUCUGCUCUUGUUGGUGAAGGUAUAAUACAGGGGAACAGCAAAUACAUUUCUGUUAUAAUGCAACCCAGAGAGGUAAAAAACCUCACUGCAUUCAACAUCAGCACCAGAUCUGUGUCUCUGAGCUGGAACCCACCUGAAGGACAUACAAGUUCUUAUUUAAUCCAAAUUGAGGAAAAUUCUACAUUCAGCAGAAAUGUGACUUCAACUUCUGUUACAAUUGAAGAUCUGACACCUGGGUAUUAUUACACAUUCCUGGUCUCUGCUCUUGUUGGUGAAGAUAACAUACAGGGAGAGAGCAAAUACAUAUCUGCUUACACAAAACCAGGAGAAGUUAUAAAUUUGUUUUUAUACAACAAUACCACCAUUAGAUCUGUAUCACUGAGAUGGGAACCUCCUGAGGGAAACACAAGUUCUUAUUUGAUUCAAAUCCAGGGAAAUUCAACAUUCAAUAAAACUGUGACUUCAACUUCUGUUGUAAUUGAAGAUCUGACACCAGGAAAUUAUUACACCUUCCUGGUCUCUGCUCUUGUUGGUGAAAUUAAUUUACAAGGGAAUAGCAAAUACAUAUCAACUUACACAAAGCCCGGAGAAGUAAAGAACAUUACUGUAUUCAACAUGACUACUAGCUCUGUCACUGUGAGCUGGGAACCACCUGAAGGAAACACAAGUUCUUAUCUGAUCCAAUUCCAGGGAACUACAAAUUUCAGCAGAACUGUGGAUUUUACUUACAUUACAAUUGAUAAUCUAACACCUGGGAAUUAUUAUACUUUCUUGGUCUCUGCUGUUGUUGGUGAAUUGGGUGUACAGGGGAAGGGCAAAAUCAUAUCUACCUACACAAAACCCAGCACUGUCAAGAAUGUGACUAUAUUCAAUGUCACCACCUAUUCUGUGUCCCUGCGCUGGGAUCCACCUGUGGGAAAUGCAAGUUCUUAUCUGAUCCAAGUUGAAGAAAAUUCAACAUACAGCAAAAUUGUGACUUCAACUUUUUUUACAGUUGAAGAUCUUUCUCCUGGGAAUUUGUACACAUUUCUGGUCUCUGCUCUUGUUGGAGAAAAUAAUGUACAAGGGGAACGUAGUGUCAUAUUUUCCUACGUUGAACCUGGAAAAGUCAAAACCCUCACAGUAUUCAACAUCACCAGCAAAUCUUUGACUCUGAGCUGGGAACCACCUGAGGGAAACACAAGUUAUUAUUUGAUACAAAUUCAGGAAAAUGCAACAUUUACUAAAACUGUGACUUCUGCUUCUGUUGUAAUUGAAGAGCUGACACCUGGGAACUAUUACACAUUCAUGGUCUUUGCAAUAGUUGGAGACACUAAAGUCCAGGGGAUAAGCAAUGAUGUAGCUGUCUAUACAAAACCUGGAGAAGUCAUGAACCUCACUAUAUCCAACAUGACCACCAGAUCCCUGUAUCUGAGCUGGGAACCACCUGAAGGAAAUGCAAGUUCUUACCUGAUCCAAAUGCAGGGAAAUUCAACAUUCUAUAAAACAGUGACUUUAACUUCUCUUUCGAUUGAAGAACUGACACCUGGGAAUUAUUACACAUUCCUGGUCUCUGCUCUUGUUGAUGAUACAAUACAGGGGAACAGCAAAUACAUUUCUGUUAUAAUUCAACCCAGAGAAGUAAAAAACCUCACUGCAUUCAACAUCACCACCAGAUCUGUGUCUCUGAGCUGGAACCCACCUGAAGGACAUAUAAGUUCUUAUUUAAUCCAAAUUGAGGAAAAUUCUACAUUCAGCAGAAAUGUGACUUCAACUUCUGUUACAAUUGAAGAUCUGACACCUGGGUAUUAUUACACAUUCCUGGUCUCUGCUCUUGUUGGUGAAGAUAACAUACAGGGAGAGAGCAAAUACAUAUCUGCUUACACAAAACCAGGAGAAGUUAUAAAUUUGUUUUUAUACAACAAUACCACCAUUAGAUCUGUAUCACUGAGCUGGGAACCUCCUGAGGGAAACAAAAGUUCUUAUUUGAUUCAAAUCCAGGGAAAUUCAACAUUCAAUAAAACUGUGACUUCAACUUCUGUUGUAAUUGAAGAUCUGACACCUGGGAAUUAUUACACAUUCCUGGUCUCUGCUCUUGUUGAUGAUACAAUACAGGGGAACAGCAAAUACAUUUCUGUUAUAAUUCAACCCAGAGAAGUAAAAAACCUCACUGCAUUCAACAUCACCACCAGAUCUGUGUCUCUGAGCUGGAACCCACCUGAAGGACAUAUAAGUUCUUAUUUAAUCCAAAUUGAGGAAAAUUCUACAUUCAGCAGAAAUGUGACUUCAACUUCUGUUACAAUUGAAGAUCUGACACCUGGGUAUUAUUACACAUUCCUGGUCUCUGCUCUUGUUGGUGAAGAUAACAUACAGGGAGAGAGCAAAUACAUAUCUGCUUACACAAAACCAGGAGAAGUUAUAAAUUUGUUUUUAUACAACAAUACCACCAUUAGAUCUGUAUCACUGAGCUGGGAACCUCCUGAGGGAAACACAAGUUCUUAUUUGAUUCAAAUCCAGGGAAAUUCAACAUUCAAUAAAACUGUGACUUCAACUUCUGUUGUAAUUGAAGAUCUGACACCAGGAAAUUAUUACACCUUCCUGGUCUCUGCUCUUGUUGGUGAAAUUAAUUUACAAGGGAAUAGCAAAUACAUAUCAACUUACACAAAGCCCGGAGAAGUAAAGAACAUUACUGUAUUCAACAUCACUACUAGCUCUGUCACUGUGAGCUGGGAACCACCUGAAGGAAACACAAGUUCUUAUCUGAUCCAAUUCCAGGGAACUACAAAUUUCAGCAGAACUGUGGAUUUGAUUUACAUUACAAUUGAUAAUCUAACACCUGGGAAUUAUUAUACGUUCUUGGUCUCUGCUGUUGUUGGUGAAUUGGGUGUACAGGGCGAGGGCAAAAUCAUAUCUACCUACACAAAACCCAGCACUGUCAAGAAUGUGACUAUAUUCAAUGUCACCACCUAUUCUGUGUCCCUGCACUGGGAUCCACCUGUGGGAAAUGCAAGUUCUUAUCUGAUCCAAGUUGAAGAAAAUUCAACAUACAGCAAAAUUGUGACUUCAACUUUUUUUACAGUUGAAGAUCUUUCUCCUGGGAAUUUGUACACAUUUCUGGUCUCUGCUCUUGUUGGAGAAAAUAAUGUACAAGGGGAACGUAGUGUCAUAUUUUCCAACGUUGAACCUGGAAAAGUCAAAACCCUCACAGUAUUCAACAUCACCAGCAAAUCUUUGACUCUGAGCUGGGAACCACCUGAGGGAAACACAAGUUAUUAUUUGAUACAAAUUCAGGAAAAUGCAACAUUUACUAAAACUGUGACUUCUGCUUCUGUUGUAAUUGAAGAGCUGACACCUGGGAACUAUUACACAUUCAUGGUCUUUGCAAUAGUUGGAGACAUUAAAGUCCAGGGGAUAAGCAAUGAUGUAGCUGUCUAUACAAAACCUGGAGAAGUCAUGAACCUCACUAUAUCCAACAUGACCACCAGAUCCCUGUAUCUGAGCUGGGAACCACCUGAAGGAAAUGCAAGUUCUUACCUGAUCCAAAUGCAGGGAAAUUCAACAUUCUAUAAAACAGUGACUUUAACUUCUCUUUCGAUUGAAGAUCUGACACCUGGGAAUUAUUACACAUUCCUGGUCUCUGCUCUUGUUAAUGAUACAAUACAGGGGAACAGCAAAUACAUUUCUGUUAUAAUUCAACCCAGAGAAGUAAAAAACCUCACUGCAUUCAACAUCAGCACCAGAUCUGUGUCUCUGAGCUGGAACCCACCUGAAGGACAUACAAGUUCUUAUUUAAUCCAAAUUGAGGAAAAUUCUACAUUCAGCAGAAAUGUGACUUCAACUUCUGUUACAAUUGAAGAUCUGACACCUGGGUAUUAUUACACAUUCCUGGUCUCUGCUCUUGUUGGUGAAGAUAACAUACAGGGAGAGAGCAAAUACAUAUCUGCUUACACAAAACCAGGAGAAGUUAUAAAUUUGUUUUUAUACAACAAUACCACCAUUAGAUCUGUAUCACUGAGAUGGGAACCUCCUGAGGGAAACACAAGUUCUUAUUUGAUUCAAAUCCAGGGAAAUUCAACAUUCAAUAAAACUGUGACUUCAACUUCUGUUACAAUUGAAGAUCUGACACCAGGGAAUUAUUACACAUUCCUGGUCUCUGCUCUUGUUGGUGAAAUUAAUUUACAAGGAAAUAGCAAAUACAUAUCAACUUACACAAAGCCCGGAGAAGUAAAGAACAUUACUGUAUUCAACAUGACUACUAGCUCUGUCACUGUGAGCUGGGAACCACCUGAAGGAAACACAAGUUCUUAUCUGAUCCAAUUCCAGGGAACUACAAAUGUCAGCAGAACUGUGGAUUUGACUUACAUUACAAUUGAUAAUCUAACACCUGGGAAUUAUUAUACGUUCUUGGUCUCUGCUGUUGUUGGUGAAUUGGGUGUACAGGGCGAGGGCAAAAUCAUAUCUACCUACACAAAACCCAGCAAUGUCAAGAAUGUGACUAUAUUCAAUGUCACCACCUAUUCUGUGUCCCUGCGCUGGGAUCCACCUGUGGGAAAUGCAAGUUCUUAUCUGAUCCAAGUUGAAGAAAAUUCAACAUACAGCAAAAUUGUGAUUUCAACUUUUUUUACAGUUGAAGAUCUUUCUCCUGGGAAUUUGUACACAUUUCUGGUCUCUGCUCUUGUUGGAGAAAAUAAUGUACAAGGGGAACGUAGUGUCAUAUUUUCCUACGUUGAACCAGAGCCUGUUAAGAACCUCACAGUUUCAAAAAUCACCAGCAGUUCUGUAUCUCUGAGCUGGGAGCCACCUGGGGGGAGCACACAUUUCUAUUUGAUCCAAAUCCAGGGAAAUUCCACUUUUUAUCAAACUGUGAUAUCAACCAAUAAUACAAUUGAAGGUCUGACUUCUGGGUUUUAUUACACAUUCCUGGUCUCUGCUGCCGUUGGAGCUUCUGACUUACAGAAUGUAAAGGGGAAGAAUAGGGACAUAUCUACCUACACAAAACCUGGAAAAGUCAAAACCCUCACAGUAUUCAACAUCACCAGCAAAUCUUUGACUCUGAGCUGGGAACCACCUGAGGGAAACACAAGUUAUUAUUUGAUACAAAUUCAGGAAAAUGCAACAUUUACUAAAACUGUGACUUCUGCUUCUGUUGCAAUUGAAGAGCUGACACCUGGGAACUAUUACACAUUCAUGGUCUUUGCAAUAGUUGGAGACACUAAAGUCCAGGGGAUAAGCAAUGAUGUAGCUGUCUAUACAAAACCUGGAGAAGUCAUGAACCUCACUAUAUCCAACAUAACUACUAAAUCCUUGUAUCUGAGCUGGGAACCACCUGAAGGAAAUGCAAGUUCUUACCUGAUCCAAAUGCAGGGAAAUUCAACAUUCAAUAAAACAGUGACUUUAACUUCUCUUUCGAUUGAAGAUCUGACACCUGGGAAUUAUUACACAUUCCUGGUCUCUGCUCUUGUUGAUGAAGAUACAAUACAGGGGAACAGCAAAUACAUUUCUGUUAUAAUGCAAAUUGGAAAGGUAAAAAACCUGAUCAAAUUUAACAUCACCACCAGAUCUGUGUCUCUGAGCUGGGAACCUCCUGAGGGAAAUGCAAGUUCUUAUGUGAUCCAAAUCAUGGGAAAUUCAACAUUCAAAAAAACUGUAACUUCAACCUCUAUUACAAUUGAUGAGCUGACACCUGGAAAUUAUUACACAUUCCUGGUCUCUGCUCUGAUUGGUGAUACUGACAUGCAGGGGAGUAGUCAAAUCAUAUCUACCUAUACAAGGCCUGGUGAAGUAAAAAUGCUGAGCAUAUUGAACAUCACCACUCGUUCUGUGUAUCUGAGCUGGGAGUUACCUGAGGGAAACACAAGUUCUUAUCUUAUCCAAAUAAAUGGAAAUUCAACUUUUAACAAAAUUGUUACUUCAACUUAUGUUACUAUUGAAGAACUUUCACCUGGGUCUUAUUAUAUAUUCCUUGUCUCUGUUCGUGUUGGUGAAGAUAAUGUGCAAGGGGAGAGCAUGAAUAUAUCUACCAAUACAGUACCUGGAGAGGUCAAUGGUAUCACAGCUUACACCAUCAACACCAAAUCUAUAUCUUUGAGAUGGCAGCCAUUAGAGGGAAUUGAUAUUUAUAUUAUAAAAAUGGCAGACAAUUCAACAUUCAUUAAAACAGUAACCGUGCCAUUCAUCACAAUUGAAGAUCUGACCCCUGGGAAUUAUUACACAUUUCUGGUUUCUACUCAGCUUUCUGGUUUACAGGGGGAAAGUGUUUCCUUUUCUCAGUAUACUCGACCAGCCAGUGUGUCAUUCCUUGAGAUCUCUAAAGUAAACAGCACCUCACUAUAUGUGAGUUGGCUGCUCUCAGAAGGCAACAGAAGUUCUUAUAUGGUAGAAGUUUUGGGAGAUCAAUCUCAGAGUUUCAAUGUGGGAUCAGAAGCAGUGACUAUUACAAACCUGACCAGUGAGAGCCAGUACACAGUGAGGAUCUCUGCAGUUGCUGGAGAGAACGACCUAAGAGGCAGCAGCAGUGAGAUUUCUGUCUUAUUGUCACAGAUCCUCAGUUCUACAGAUAUUUCCACCAGGUCAGUGUUCCUGGUAUGGGAAGCCUUGCUAGGUGUGAAUGUUUCCUACAGAAUCUCUGUGAAUGGAUCCCAACCAAACAUGACGACUGAGAACUCAACAGCUGUACUUUACAAUUUGAUACCAGGGAAUUUCUAUUGGAUUCAGCUUUCAGCAUAUCAAGGAUAUAAUUUCUUAUUUGGUUAUGGAAGUGAUAUCUUCCUAUAUACAAGGCCAGAGAUGGUCAGGGACGUGCAUCUUGGAAUUAUAUCUACUAGCUAUAUCGACGUGAGCUGGCUGCCACCAGAUGGUGCCCACAGUUUUUACGAGAUUGAGGUCUCAGGGGAUUUAAGAAAGAUACUAAACACAACUUCUGAGUCACUGAGGAUUGAAAACCUAACACCUGGGAACAAAUACACAAUAAAGAUCAAGGCAGUUACUGGGAACUAUGUACAAGGAGAUACCUCUGUAACAUCCUUUUAUACCAAACCUGCAGCAGUUAAAAACCUAUUAGCAUUUGCAAUCACCACACAUUCAAUAUCUCUGACCUGGGAACCUCCAGAGGGAAACACAAGUUCUUAUCUGAUUCAAAUACAGGGAAAUUCAAAUGUCACAAAAAAUGUGACUUUAACUUCUGUUACAAUUGAAGAUCUGACAUCUGGGAAUUAUUACACAUUCCUGGUCUCUGCUCUUGUUGGUGAAGAUAAUGUACAGGGGGAUAGCAAAACCAUAUCUACAUACACAAAACCCGGAGAAAUCACAAACCUCACUGUAUUCAACAUUACGACCAGAUCUGUGUCUCUGAGCUGGGAAGCACCUGAGGGAAACAGAAGUUCUUAUUUGAUCCAAAUCUUGGGAAAUUCAAGUUUUAGCAAGAAUGUAACUUCACCUUUAGUUACAAUUGAAGAUCUAACACCUGGGAAUUAUUACACCUUCCUAGUCUGUGCAUUUGCUGGUGAAGAUAGUAUACAGGGGAAUAGCAAAUAUGUAUCUGUCUACACAGAUCCUGAAGAAGUCAAAAACCUAACUGUAGUAAACAUCACUAGCAAUUUUGUAUCUAUGAGCUGGGAUCCACCUGUGGGAAACACAAGUUUUUACCUCAUCCAAAUGCAGGGAAAUUCAUUUUUCAACAUAAAGGUGCUUUCAACUUCUGUUACAGUUGAUUAUCUGACACCUGGGACUUAUUACACAUUCCUGGUCUCUGUUCUUGUUGGUGAAGCCGUACAAGGGAAUAUCAAAAACAUAUCUACAUACACAAAACCCGGAGAAGUAAAAAAACUGUCUGUAUUUAAUCUCAGCACUAGUUCUGCAUCUCUUAUCUGGGAGCCACCAGUGGGGAACACAAGUUCUUACCUCAUUCAAAUCCAGGGGAAUUCAACCUUUAAUAAAACUGUGAAAUUAACUUCUGCUAUAAUUGAAGACCUAAUACCUGGGAAUUACUACACAUUCCUGGUCUCAGCUCUUGCUGGUGAAGAUAAAAUACAAGGGGGCAGCCAAGAGGUGUCUACAUACACAGAACCUGCGCAAGUCAAAAAUUUAACAAUGUAUAACAUCACCACCAAAUCUGUGUCUCUGAGCUGGGAACCACCUGAGGGAAACACAAAUUCUUAUUUUAUUCAAAUGAAAGGAAAUUCAGUCUUCAAUAAAACUGUGAAUUCAUCUUCUGUCACAAUUGAAAGUUUAACACCUGGGAAUUAUUACACAUUCCUGGUCUCUGCUCUUGCUGGUGACUCUAAUGUACAAGGGAGAAGCAGCAACAUAUCUACAUACACAGUACCAGAACAAGUGAAGAACUUAAACAAUACUGGCAUCACCACCAGAACUGUCUCUUUGAGCUGGGGUCCACCUGAGGGAGAUGCAAGUUCUUAUCUGCUCCAAAUCCAGGAAAAUGCAACAUUUAGUAAAAUUGUGACUUCAACUUCUGUUACAAUUGAGGACCUAACCCCUGGGAAUUAUUACACAUUCCUGGUCUCUGCUCUAGUAGGUGACCCUAAAGUACAGGGGAUGAGUAGGAACCAAUCUACCUAUACAAUACCUGAACAAGUGACAAACUUAAAUAUAACUGGCACCACCACCAGAUCUGUGUCACUGAGCUGGGGUCCACCUGAGGGAAACACAAGUUCUUAUCUAAUCAAAAUCCAGGAAAAUCCAACAUUUAGUAAAAUUGUGACUUCAACUUAUGUUUCAAUUGAAGACCUGGCCCCUGGGAAUUAUUACACAUUCCUGGUCUCUGCUCUAGCUGGUGACUCUAAAGUACAGGGGGCGAUCAGGAGCCAAUCUACCUAUACAAUACCCGAACAAGUGACGAAUGUAAACAUAACUGGCAUCACCACUAGAUCUGCCUUUCUAAGUUGGGGUCCACCUGAGGGAAACACAAGUUCUUAUCUGAUCCAAAUCCAGGAAAAUACAACAUUUAGUAAAAUUGUGACUUCAACCUCUGUUACAAUUGAAGACCUGACCCCUGGGAAUUAUUAUACUUUCCUGGUCUCUGCUCUUGCUGGUGAUCCUAAAGUACAGGGGAUGAACCGUAGUCAAUCUACCUAUACAAAACCCGAACAAGUGACGAAUGUAAACAUAACCGGCAUUACCACUAGAUCUGUCUCUCUGAGCUGGGAUCCCCCUGAGGGAAACACAAGUUCUUAUCUGAUUCAAAUCCAGGAAAAUACAACAUUUAGUAAAAUUGUGACUUCAACCUCUGUUACAAUUGAAGACCUGGUCCCUGGGAAUUAUUACACAUUCCUGGUCUCUGCUCUUACUGGUGACUCUAAUGUACAGGGGAGGAACAUCAGCCUAUCUGCCUAUACAAGACCCAAACAAGUAACGAAUGUAAACAUAACUGGCACCACCACUAGAUCUGUCUCUCUGAGCUGGGAUCCCCCUGAGGGAAACACAAGUUCUUAUCUGAUUCAAAUCCAGGAAAAUACAACAUUUAGUAAAAUUGUGACUUCAACCUCUGUUACAAUUGAAGACCUGACCCCUGGGAAUUAUUACACAUUCCUGGUCUCUGCUCUAGCUGGUGACUCUAAAGUACAGGGGGCGAGCAGCAGCAGAUCUACCUAUGCAAUACCCGAACAAGUGACGAAUGUAAACAUAACUGGCAUCACCACCAGAUCUGUCUUUCUGAGUUGGGGUCCACCUGAGGGAAACACAAGUACUUAUCUGAUCCAAAUCCAGGAAAAUACAACAUUUAGUAAAAUUGUGACUUUGCCCUCUGUUACAAUUGAAGACCUGACCCCCGGAAAUUAUUAUACUUUCCUGGUCUCUGCUCUUGCUGGUGAUCCUAAAGUACAGGGGAUGAGCCGUAGUCGAUCUACCUAUACAAUACCUGAACACGUGUCAAAUGUAAACAUAACUGGCAUCGCCACCCGAUCUGUCUCUCUGAGCUGGGGUCCCCCUGAAGGAAACACAAGUUCUUAUCUAAUCAAAAUCCAGGAAAAUGCAACAUUUAGUAAAACUGUGACUUCAACUUAUGUUUCAAUUGAAGACCUAACCCCUGGGAAUUAUUACACAUUCCUGGUCUCUGCUCUAGCUGGGGACUCUAAAGUACAGGGGGCGAGCAGCAACAGAUCUACCUAUACAAUACCCGAACAAGUGACGAAUGUAAACACAACUGGCAUCACCACUAGAUCUGUCAUUCUGAGUUGGGGUCCACCUGAGGGAAACACAAGUUCUUAUCUGAUCCAGAUCCAGGAAAAUACAACAUUUAGUAAAAUUGUGACUUCAACCUCUGUUACAAUUGAAGACCUGACCCCCGGGAAAUAUUAUACUUUCCUGGUCUCUGCUCUUGCUGGUGAUCCUAAAGUACAGGGGAUGAGCCGUAGUCGAUCUACCUAUACAAUACCUGAACAUGUGACAAAUGUAAACAUAACUGGCAUCGCCACCCGAUCUGUCUCUCUGAGCUGGGGUCCCCCUGAGGGAAACACAAGUUCUUAUCUAAUCAAAAUCCAGGAAAAUGCAACAUUUAGUAAAACUGUGACUUCAACUUAUGUUUCAAUUGAAGACCUAACCCCUGGGAAUUAUUACACAUUCCUGGUCUCUGCUCUAGCUGGUGACUCUAAAGUACAGGGGGCGAGCAGCAGCAGAUCUACCUAUACAAUACCCGAACAAGUGACGAAUGUAAACACAACUGGCAUCACCACCAGAUCUGUCUUUCUGAGUUGGGGUCCACCUGAGGGAAACACAAGUUCUUAUCUGAUCCAAAUCCAGGAAAAUACAACAUUUAGUAAAAUUGUGACUUCGCCCUCUGUUACAAUUGAAGACCUGACCCCUGGGAAUUAUUACACUUUCCUGGUCUCUGCUCUUGCUGGUGAUCCUAAAGUACAGGGGAUGAGCCGUAGUCGAUCUACCUAUACAAUACCUGAACAUGUGACAAAUGUAAACAUAACUGGCAUCGCCACCCGAUCUGUCUCUCUGAGCUGGGGUCCCCCUGAAGGAAACACAAGUUCUUAUCUAAUCAAAAUCCAGGAAAAUGCAACAUUUAGUAAAACUGUGACUUCAACUUAUGUUUCAAUUGAAGACCUAACCCCUGGGAAUUAUUACACAUUCCUGGUCUCUGCUCUAGCUGGGGACUCUAAAGUACAGGGGGCGAGCAGCAACAGAUCUACCUAUACAAUACCCGAACAAGUGACGAAUGUAAACACAACUGGCAUCACCACUAGAUCUGUCAUUCUGAGUUGGGGUCCACCUGAGGGAAACACAAGUUCUUAUCUGAUCCAGAUCCAGGAAAAUACAACAUUUAGUAAAAUUGUGACUUCAACCUCUGUUACAAUUGAAGACCUGACCCCCGGGAAUUAUUAUACUUUCCUGGUCUCUGCUCUUGCUGGUGAUCCUAAAGUACAGGGGAUGAGCCGUAGUCGAUCUACCUAUACAAUACCUGAACAUGUGACAAAUGUAAACAUAACUGGCAUCGCCACCCGAUCUGUCUCUCUGAGCUGGGGUCCCCCUGAGGGAAACACAAGUUCUUAUCUAAUCAAAAUCCAGGAAAAUACAACAUUUAGUAAAACUGUGACUUCAACUUAUGUUUCAAUUGAAGACCUAACCCCUGGGAAUUAUUACACAUUCCUGGUCUCUGCUCUAGCUGGUGACUCUAAAGUACAGGGGGCGAGCAGCAGCAGAUCUACCUAUACAAUACCCGAACAAGUGACGAAUGUAAACACAACUGGCAUCACCACCAGAUCUGUCUUUCUGAGUUGGGGUCCACCUGAGGGAAACACAAGUUCUUAUCUGAUCCAAAUCCAGGAAAAUACAACAUUUAGUAAAAUUGUGACUUCGCCCUCUGUUACAAUUGAAGACCUGACCCCUGGGAAUUAUUACACUUUCCUGGUCUCUGCUCUUGCUGGUGAUCCUAAAGUACAGGGGAUGAGCCGUAGUCGAUCUACCUAUACAAUACCUGAACACGUGUCAAAUGUAAACAUAACUGGCAUCGCCACCCGAUCUGUCUCUCUGAGCUGGGGUCCCCCUGAGGGAAACACAAGUUCUUAUCUAAUCAAAAUCCAGGAAAAUGCAACAUUUAGUAAAACUGUGACUUCAACUUAUGUUUCAAUUGAAGACCUAACCCCUGGGAAUUAUUACACAUUCCUGGUCUCUGCUCUAGCUGGGGACUCUAAAGUACAGGGGGCGAGCAGCAACAGAUCUACCUAUACAAUACCCGAACAAGUGACGAAUGUAAACACAACUGGCAUCACCACUAGAUCUGUCAUUCUGAGUUGGGGUCCACCUGAGGGAAACACAAGUUCUUAUCUGAUCCAGAUCCAGGAAAAUACAACAUUUAGUAAAAUUGUGACUUCAACCUCUGUUACAAUUGAAGACCUGACCCCCGGGAAUUAUUAUACUUUCCUGGUCUCUGCUCUUGCUGGUGAUCCUAAAGUACAGGGGAUGAGCCGUAGUCGAUCUACCUAUACAAUACCUGAACAUGUGACAAAUGUAAACAUAACUGGCAUCGCCACCCGAUCUGUCUCUCUGAGCUGGGGUCCCCCUGAGGGAAACACAAGUUCUUAUCUAAUCAAAAUCCAGGAAAAUGCAACAUUUAGUAAAACUGUGACUUCAACUUAUGUUUCAAUUGAAGACCUAACCCCUGGGAAUUAUUACACAUUCCUGGUCUCUGCUCUAGCUGGUGACUCUAAAGUACAGGGGGCGAGCAGCAGCAGAUCUACCUAUACAAUACCCGAACAAGUGACGAAUGUAAACACAACUGGCAUCACCACCAGAUCUGUCUUUCUGAGUUGGGGUCCACCUGAGGGAAACACAAGUUCUUAUCUGAUCCAAAUCCAGGAAAAUACAACAUUUAGUAAAAUUGUGACUUUGCCCUCUGUUACAAUUGAAGACCUGACCCCCGGCAAUUAUUAUACUUUCCUGGUCUCUGCUCUUGCUGGUGAUCAUAAAGUACAGGGGAUGAGCCGUAGUCUAUCUACCUAUACAAUACCUGAACACGUGUCAAAUGUAAACAUAACUGGCAUCGCCACCCGAUCUGUCUCUCUGAGCUGGGGUCCCCCUGAGGGAAACACAAGUUCUUAUCUAAUCAAAAUCCAGGAAAAUGCAACAUUUAGUAAAACUGUGACUUCAACUUAUGUUUCAAUUGAAGACCUAACCCCUGGGAAUUAUUACACAUUCCUGGUCUCUGCUUUAGCUGGUGACUCUAAAGUACAGGGGGCGAGCAGCAGCAGAUCUACCUAUACAAUACCCGAACAAGUGAAGAAUGUAAACACAACUGGCAUCACCACUAGAUCUGUCUUUCUGAGUUGGGGUCCACCUGAGGGAAUCACAAGUUCUUAUCUGAUCCAAAUCCAGGAAAAUACAACAUUUAGUAAAAUUGUGACUUCAACCUCUGUUACAAUUGAAGACCUGACCCCCGGGAAUUAUUAUACUUUCCUGGUCUCUGCUCUUGCUGGUGAUCCUAAAGUACAGGGGAUGAGCCGUAGUCGAUCUACCUAUACAAUACCUGAACAUGUGACAAAUGUAAACAUAACUGGCAUCGCCACCCGAUCUGUCUCUCUGAGCUGGGGUCCCCCUGAGGGAAACACAAGUUCUUAUCUAAUCAAAAUCCAGGAAAAUGCAACAUUUAGUAAAACUGUGACUUCAACUUAUGUUUCAAUUGAAGACCUAACCCCUGGGAAUUAUUACACAUUCCUGGUCUCUGCUCUAGCUGGUGACUCUAAAGUACAGGGGGCGAGCAGCAGCAGAUCUACCUAUACAAUACCUGAACACGUGUCAAAUGUAAACAUAACUGGCAUCGCCACCCGAUCUGUCUCUCUGAGCUGGGGUCCCCCUGAGGGAAACACAAGUUCUUAUCUAAUCAAAAUCCAGGAAAAUGCAACAUUUAGUAAAACUGUGACUUCAACUUAUGUUUCAAUUGAAGACCUAACCCCUGGGAAUUAUUACACAUUCCUGGUCUCUGCUUUAGCUGGUGACUCUAAAGUACAGGGGGCGAGCAGCAGCAGAUCUACCUAUACAAUACCCGAACAAGUGAAGAAUGUAAACACAACUGGCAUCACCACUAGAUCUGUCUUUCUGAGUUGGGGUCCACCUGAGGGAAUCACAAGUUCUUAUCUGAUCCAAAUCCAGGAAAAUACAACAUUUAGUAAAAUUGUGACUUCAACCUCUGUUACAAUUGAAGACCUGACCCCCGGGAAUUAUUAUACUUUCCUGGUCUCUGCUCUUGCUGGUGAUCCUAAAGUACAGGGGAUGAGCCGUAGUCGAUCUACCUAUACAAUACCUGAACAUGUGACAAAUGUAAACAUAACUGGCAUCGCCACCCGAUCUGUCUUUCUGAGCUGGGGUCCCCCUGAGGGAAACACAAGUUCUUAUCUAAUCAAAAUCCAGGAAAAUGCAACAUUUAGUAAAACUGUGACUUCAACUUAUGUUUCAAUUGAAGACCUAACCCCUGGGAAUUAUUACACAUUCCUGGUCUCUGCUCUAGCUGGUGACUCUAAAGUACAGGGGGCGAGCAGCAGCAUUUCUACCUAUACAAUACCCGAACAAGUGACGAAUGUAAACACAACUGGCAUCACCACCAGAUCUGUCUUUCUGAGUUGGGGUCCACCUGAGGGAAACACAAGUUCUUAUCUGAUCCAAAUCCAGGAAAAUACAACAUUUAGUAAAAUUGUGACUUUGCCCUCUGUUACAUUUGAAGACCUGACCCCCGGCAAUUAUUAUACUUUCCUGGUCUCUGCUCUUGCUGGUGAUCAUAAAGUACAGGGGAUGAGCCGUAGUCGAUCUAUCUAUACAAUACCUGAACACGUGUCAAAUGUAAACAUAACUGGCAUCGCCCCCCGAUCUGUCUCUCUGAGCUGGGGUCCCCCUGAGGGAAACACAAGUUCUUAUCUAAUCAAAAUCCAGGAAAAUGCAACAUUUAGUAAAACUGUGACUUCAACUUAUGUUUCAAUUGAAGACCUAACCCCUGGGAAUUAUUACACAUUCCUGGUCUCUGCUCUAGCUGGUGACUCUAAAGUACAGGGGGCGAGCAGCAACAGAUCUACCUAUACAAUACCCGAACAAGUGACGAAUGUAAACACAACUGGCAUCACCACUAGAUCCGUCAUUCUGAGUUGGGGUCCACCUGAGGGAAACACAAGUUCUUAUCUGAUCCAGAUCCAGGAAAAUACAACAUUUAGUAAAAUUGUGACUUCAACCUCUGUUACAAUUGAAGACCUGACCCCCGGGAAUUAUUAUACUUUCCUGGUCUCUGCUCUUGCUGGUGAUCCUAAAGUACAGGGGAUGAGCCGUAGUCGAUCUACCUAUACAAUCCCUGAACAAGUGAAGAAUCGAAACAUAACCAGCAUCUCUACCAGAUCUGUCUCUCUGAGCUGGGAUCCACCAGAGGGAAAUGCAAGUUCUUAUCUGAUUCAAAUCCAAGAAAAUGCAACCUUUACUAAAUAUGUGACUUCAGCUUCUGUUACAAUUGAAGACCUGGUCCCUGGGAAAUAUUACACAUUCCUGGUCUCUGCUCUUACUGGUGACUCUAAAGUACAGGGGAGGAACAUCAGCCAAUCUGCCUAUACAAUACCUGAACAAGUAAAGAAUACAAAUAUAACCGGCAUCACCACCAGAUCUGUCUCUCUGAGCUGGGAGCCACAUGAGGGAAACACAAGUUCUUAUUUGAUCCAAAUUCAGGAAAAUGCAACAUUUAGUAAAACUGUGACAUUAACUUCUAUUACAAUUGAAGACCUGGUCCCUGGGAAUUAUUACACAUUCCUGGUCUCUGCUCUAGCUGGUGACUCUAAAGUAAAGGGGGUGAGCAGCAGCAGAUCUACCUAUACAAGGCCUGAAGCAGUAAAUAACUUAAAUAUAACCGGCAUCACCACCAGAUCUGUCUCUCUGAGCUGGGAGCCACCUGAGGGAAACACAGGUUCUUAUUUGAUCCAAAUUCAGGAAAAUGCAACAUUUAGUAAAACUGUGACAUCAACUUCUCUAACAAUUGAGGACCUGACCCCCGGGAAUUAUUACACAUUCCUGGUCUCUGCUGUAGCUGGUGACUCUAAAGUACAGGGGAGGAACAGCAGCCGAUCUACCUAUACAAAGCCGGAAGCUGUUAUGGGUCUCACUGUUAAUGCUGUCACCUUGACCUUUGUAACCUUGAGCUGGACAGUCCCUCAAGGCAACAGAAGUUCCUAUCACAUUGAGGUCCUCGGCUAUCCUUCACUUACUAAGAAUUCAUCCACAGAAUCAGCCACUAUUGAGAAUCUGAAUCCUGGAACACAGUACACUAUCAUGGUAUCUGCAAUGUCAGGGGAAGACACCUUACAAGGAGAUAUCACCAAUAUAACUAUAACUACUAAUAGCAACAGCCUGUAUUUUUCUUUGAUGUAUACUAGUGAUGCGGAUAAUCAGCUGAUAAUAAUAGACACGAUCAACAAGGAACUCAGAAAACAAUUUCAAGGUCAAAAUGUGACAGCUGUGUUGAAGAAACGAAAGAUAAAUUGAAGAUUUUUUGUUAACUUAAGUUUAAAGUAUUCUAAGCUCUAACACUAAUUUAAAUACAACGUGCAACUCUAUUAUUUAUAUAAAUGUGUUUGUUAAAGUAUUAUGUCUGGUAGAGUAAUGAAUGUAUUCUGUAAUACUGUUUUCUUUCCUGUAAUAUAAUUUUUACUUAAAGGGACAGUCAACACCAGAAUUUUUGUUGUUUAAAAAGAAAGAUAAUCCCUUUAUUACCCAUUCCCCAGUUUUGCAUAACCAACACAGUUAUAAUAAUACAUGUUUUACCUCUGUAAUUAUCUUGUAUCUAAGCUUCUGCUGACUGCCCCCUUAUUUCAGUUCUUUUGAUAGACAUGCAGUUUAGCCAAUCAGUGCUCACUCCUAGGUCAUUUUACGUGCAUGAGCUCAAUGUUAUCUAUUUGAAACGUGAACUAAUGCCCUGUAGUGGUCAAAAUGUAUUCAGAUUAGAGGCAGUCUUCAAGGUCUAAGAAAUUAGCAUAUGAACCUCCUAGUUUUAGCUUUCAACUAAGAAUACCAAGAGAACAAAGCAAAAUUGGUGAUAGAAGUAAAUUGGGAAGUUGUUUAAAAUUGCAUGCCCUAUUUAAAACAUGAAAGUUUUUUUUUGGACUUGACUGUCCCUUUAACAUCUAUGAAAUUGAAUUAUCAUUGAAUUUACAUCAACAAACAAGGGAACUAAUGUAUUGUUUGUGUUUAUUAAGACUGGUUUUAAAAACAUGAAUUUCCAAGUACUGUACAGUAAAGACAUCUUUUGGAUAAUUUUUUUAGCACUUGCAAGUUUUAAAAUAAAGUUGAAUAAAAAAAAAAA
Bombina bombina (fire-bellied toad) is the source of this 32941-nucleotide messenger RNA. RefSeq names its product titin-like. Bases 40 to 32124 code for a protein of 10694 amino acids. The transcript is spliced from 126 exons. NCBI's taxonomy places the organism in Eukaryota, Metazoa, Chordata, Amphibia, Anura, Bombinatoridae. The record is from RefSeq and is a predicted model, not a curated record. Gene Ontology annotation, molecular function: protein binding.